Messenger RNA from Monopterus albus (swamp eel), 3371 nucleotides. It is a transcript of the gene nufip2, whose product is annotated as nuclear FMR1 interacting protein 2. The annotation marks the transcript as partial. Gene Ontology annotation, molecular function: RNA binding. NCBI's taxonomy places the organism in Eukaryota, Metazoa, Chordata, Actinopteri, Synbranchiformes, Synbranchidae. Gene Ontology annotation, cellular component: cytoplasmic stress granule; nucleoplasm. The record is from RefSeq and is a predicted model, not a curated record. The transcript has 4 exons.
ACAAGUCCGACAUUCAACACUUCAAUGGAGGAACAGCCCAAAGAUCGGGCACAAGACAAGCAAUAUCACCACCACGGAGAAGACAGAAACUCUAUUCAACAUACCGUUACAGCUUGUCUAAAAAAUGAUCCGAGCCACUUCCAGCGCCAGCAUCAGGAAACGCCGACGAAGAAAACAGGCAAUAAAAAAGUAAACAUCGGUGAUGAAGAGGGGGAGAAGUAUAUACAUCGGUCUGACACUGUUGGUACGUCACAUCCCCCCAACAGCAAUGGCAGCAGACACAUAAGUAGUACAAAUGUGAAGCAAAAAUCAACACAAAAGCUGUACACACCUGUUCCAAAAGUGAGCAGCAAAGGAUUGGACCAUAAGAAGAAUAUGGACCUUAAAAAUGACAAGGAAAAGGCUCUUGAUUUGAAUCAUCAGGAGGGUCAGCCUUUGGAUAAAAAAGACUUGGUUCUGCUUCAAAAUGGCAUUGUAAACUGUGGCUUCAUUACAAAUGGCUAUUCUAGCAAGGACAAUGAUGGCAGUGGCUCUGAAGGUGGAUAUACUACUCCGAAGAAACGCAAGGCCAAAUGUAACACCAAGAACACUGAUCAUGUGAUAAGAGAAAAGGAGAAAGACAUGCAGCAGGGCAACACUACACAGGAUCUUGAGACAGCUGAGAAGGGAGUGACUUCAAGACUUGAUGGCUUUAGAGUUGCCCACAAAAUAGAAGCUCAGUCAGCAGCUAGACGGGCUGUUGUGCCAGAGACUUCAAUGGGUGAAACUCAGAGGAAAAGCUCUGAUGGCAAAGCAGUUGGCACCUUUAGUAAAAAAACUGAGGAAAGGCACAAAACCAGGCUUUCCUCACCUUCUAAAGAGGAUUCCUGGACCUUGUUCAAGCCCCCUCCAGUAUUUCCUGUGGACAAUAGCAGUGCUAAAAUUGAUUCCAAGAUCAGUUAUGCAAGUAAAGUAAAAGAGAACCUCAACAAAGUAGCUCAAGGUGGAGGAGAGGCACUGCUUCCUCCUGUUAGACUGUCGCAGGUCCCUAUGUCUGCUGUGAAAACAGCUAGCUUUACUAAUGGUCCUGUUUCUGGAAACGGAAAUGGCUGCCCAUCAGUGACUACCUUCUUUAAUACUGCUGCUAGUAGUAUUCCACCACCGCCAUCUAUCCCAAGUGGCGACAAUGUAGCAUGUCCUUUGGAAAGUAACUGUAGCUCCUCAACCAGUCAUACGGAUGGAGAAGCAUAUGAGCAUAGGAAGUGUCCUCUUUUAAAUUGCCCUUUAAAUAUGCAACCUGUGCUCCCUAGUGCUCGUCACCUUGACCACCCGGCUGCUCAGACAAAUCAGAAAGCCUUGGGAGACAUCUUCCACAAUAAGUGGGGGCUUUGUUUCAUCACUGAGGCCAACUUGGCUCCAGAAGGGGAAAAUAUGCAGGACACAGGGGACACAACUACUGUAGUCACACCUCAAAGUGAGUGUCAGGCUGAUGCAGCCAAGGCUGUCCAGCCCUGCUUUGAUGUUAGUCCAUCAUUCUUAGAGCCUGGUACUUUGGCUCAAGACCCUGAGAAAAGGACUUGUGUCCCUUGUACUCUGUCUAAUGCCUGUUCUCCUGCUUGUGUAAUGAGUGAGAAAGAGAACAAGCUGCAGCCAUGUGGCCAGGAAAAGGCAAAACUUGAGGCCAAGGGUGCAGUUUCUGCUGUGGCAGCCCCCAGUAAAGACAAUGGUGCUAGGCCUGCACAGAGCCAGCUAACCACUGUGUUGUUUGGCUCAUCUAAAGAACAGGCCCACUGUAAAGACACUGGCAGAAGGUGUAGCUGGGGGUCCUUUGACGUUAAAGCUGCUGUCACCUAUCACACUAAAGAAAUGGAAUCCAUUUGCAACUUGCAAAAACAAGAUCCAAAAAGAGUAGUGGUUUAUGAUAAGGCCAAGGAUGGACCUGAUCAGUGACCUAGAUGCUCUGCAGUACUUGCAUUCUUCUCUUCUGGGCACCGCAGUUGUGUACCUUGGAAAUCAGAAAUCGUCUUGGAUAGAUGAAGUGACAGCUGUGGAAACAUUGACAGUUUAGCAUGACACACUUCCUUGGAAUUUUGGGUGGAAUAACAGACUUAUUUGGUGGCAUCAGAAACACACACUCUCUCUCUCUCUCUCUCUCUCUCUCUCUCUCUCUCUCUCGACGUAAAAGUAGAUCGGUGCCUCCCCUACAUGACGGAUGGAUGCUUGCAGCUUUGAGCUGUGGUCGUUGUUUGUCAUGCCUCGUUGGGGACGAUUUUUUGGGAUUUCAACAAAGAAAGGUGUAAUGGACCACACCUCCCUAAGCCUUUAUCCUGGUGUACUGCGGCAGCCGUCUGACUGUGGGCUGCCUUGGUCAUUUUCUUUCUUCGUGCAUUCAAAUGAAUUCACUGUAGAUAUGUUAGACAUUAUACAUACAUUUGUGCAAGCUGGAAUUCAUCAAGGAAGAAAGAAGAACACACUUUGCAAAGAAUGCCUUGAUGUUUUAAGGAUAUUUGGAGUCCUGUUAAAUCAUAAAUUAGGUGGAAGCUCAGGUGAGGCCCUAUCCAAGAAGAGAUAACCUUGUCUUAAAUCCUUUAUGAAAAACCAGAGCCCAGAAAUGAGAUGCUUGCUUGUUCUUUCAUACUGUUCCAUCUGGCCUAACAGGGUGUGUUAUGUACACUGCAGUAUCACCCCAGAGCACAGGUACAGAAGUGUUGCGCCAUUUCCUUUUUUUUAAAACUUUUUUUUAUUGCAGGUGUGCUACAAUUUUAAAAUAACAUUUCCAUUAAAAACUUUUAAUCGCAAAGCUUUUUAUACAUUUCAUGCAGAUUAUUGUCAAGUCAGCGCAGGCUAUUCUCUAAUUCAGAUUCUAAUGUUUGAAUUUUGAGUUUAGGAAUAAACUGUGAUAGGUUGCAAGAGACAUUGCUUCCAGUAAGGUCUUCUGUGUAUAGCAGCAAGACUCCGAAUGUCCAUACACAUUAUACUGCUGGCGUUUCUGUCUGUGGAACAGUUCUACUCCGUAUCAAAUGAACAUGUUGCAUUUUUUACAACUUCUUUUUUUCUUGGACUCAGCAUUUUGUUUUGAUGUUUUGGUCCUAUUGGCAUUUCUUGCAUGUUUGCUGGUGGAAAUGAAUGAGAUCACUGCUCACCGCCACACAAAGAUUCCAGCAGCAACAAACAUUGCAAUACUAAUCUAGGUUCCCUGACUACCCACAUUGUUAAACUGUUGAAAUGAGUUGUGCUGUUAUGGUUUACUGUGGAUUACCUUUGCAAACCAGUGUGCAAUAGUGUGAAAUGGGUUUAUAUGGGGCUACAGCAUACUCACCCAAGAAGCUGAUGUGGCCUGCAGUUCAUUUGUUUGUUCACAAUGUUUAAGGUGCAUUUUCAUUUUAUAGUGC